UUAAAUACGCCGUUGAAAACCAAAAAGAAGCAGACUAGAGGAGGAGGACCCGGGCCGGAGCAGAAGACACAUAGAUCACAUCCGGGGCUGGUUUAUUCUAAUAACCAAACGUCCAACCCGGAAAAAAAGAUAUCUCUUCUGUAAUCCGAUCACACAAACAAACAGACGAGAGUGUGAGAGCCUGAUGCAUGCCGGCUUUGUUAAUGUCCGCUGUUUGUUAAAGUUAUUGAAAUUUGUCUAACAUGCUUGUUAUUUACCAGAUUCGGGUCUCUCCUCCGUGCUUCGGAGCCGUGCGGGGCGCUGGCUGUGGCGCACACUGACUCCACAGCGGAAGCAGCAUGCCAUACGUGGACCGGCUGAACCGCGUAUGCGGCUUCCUGGACGUCGAGGAGAAGGAGAACAGCUGCCGCUUCCAGAGGCGAUACUUCAUCCUCGACACGCAAGAAAAUGCUCUUCUGUGGUAUAUGGACAACCCUCAGAACCUGCCCAGUGGAGCGAGCUUUGUUGGCAGCCUGAAACUAACCUACAUUUCUAAGGUGAGCGAAGCUACAGCGAAGCAAAAGCCAAAGACAGAGUUCUGUUUUGUCAUCAAUGCAGUUUCCCGGAGGUACUUCCUCCAAGCCAACGAUGUAACUGACAUGAGGGACUGGGUGGCUGCUCUUAACAAGGCCAGCAAGAUCACAGUUCCUAAGUCUGGCCCUGCACCUCCAAGGUCCGAUGUAACCGCAGUCAUCAGCAACACUCAGGGAGGGAAGAGACAGCACGCAUACAAGACUGAGAUCAUCGGCGGCGUGGUGGUGCACACUACCAUACAGAAUGAGUGCGAAGAGACGGACGGGAGAGAGAGGAAGGGCAACCGGCCAGGCGUGCUAAGGUGUGGUUACUGUGUCAAACAGGGAAAUGUGAGGAAAAGCUGGAAAAGGAGGUUUUUCACCCUAGAUGACAAUGCAGUCAGUUACUACAAGUCUGAGACGGAUAAGGAGCCUCUCAGAGCUGUUCCACUGAGGGACAUUCAGAAGGUCCAUGAAUGUCUCGUCAAGUCAGGGGAUCUCCUGCUGAGAGAUAACCUGUUUGAGAUCAUCACCAGUUCCCGAACCUUCUACAUUCAGACAGACUCUCCGGAGGAGAUGUAUGGCUGGAUCAGGGAUGUUGAGAUGAAGAUCCAGGACUUCAGAGGUCCCCCUAAGGGUUUCUCAUUUAAACGUGCGUCCUCUCUCUAUCGAAGUCCCAAUGCCUCCUCAGCGCCUCGAGGCCAACAGAGUGAUGAGCGCAGACCUGCACUGGUCAAGUCCUGCUCUGUGGCGCCGGGCUGGCAGCCCUGGACGCCUGUCCCUCCGGGUGAGCCUUCCAUCCUGGAUGCAGAGGAUGAAGACAGUGCUUUCAGCUCUUUGCCCACCUUGCCUUCUCUCUCCUCUUCCUCCACCUCUUCCUCCACCUCCUCCUCCUCCAACUCCCUCUCCGCCCCGACCCCUAGCCCCAAUGCACCUCCGGCAGCUUCAAUCAGCGGACUGGGGAUCCUCACAGCAUCAGGAGAUGUGGCCAGCGGGCGUCGGAGACACCGCUCGCAGCCUCAGUCUCACACCGGCUGCAGCUUCCCCUUCAGCCUGGACGACGACAGCAUCCGCACCACGGACGUCUGACUUCAGUAAAGUCUGUCCAGACUCCUGCGUGGACUUGAGUGUUGGUACUUGCUUUAAAAUGAAUGUGACUUUUAAUAAUAGUAUUCCCUGCUAAUGAAGUGACACUGUGAGCAUCUGCCUGGAUGCGAUGAUGUGAGAUUGGGGCCUUCUGCUGGUUUUGUAGCUGUAACGCAGACGAAGGAUGGACCCAGCUGAAAGGGGACCAAGAGGCUCAGUGUUUUUGUUCACAGGACUGUGAAGAAGUAUGAUGGAGAAUGUUUAGUGCAACUUCCUCUGAAAACUUGAAUAAUCUUGUUGUUAAUUGUUCUUGCAGACUUACAAAGUAUGGCACAUGCUUUCAAUCAGUUGCACUUAUCUCCCCUGGGAGAUAUAACUCUGUCAUAACGAAUGUGUUUUUAACCCCGCUAGAAGUAUUCACCAAGAAUUGUUUAAAAGCAUUUAAACACAUUUCAGUUUUUUAUAUUCAAGCAACACAAAAUACUUUUAGAAAAGGUGGGUCUUGUUAGUUUUUUCUUGCCUCUUUCUUUUUUACUGUGACCAUUAUGUGACAUUAACUAACCUUCAUUAAUAAUUAGCAAACAUUUUAUUACUAACAUCUAAUCAGGUUUCUGGGAGGGGGGGGGGGUAGUAUAAGGGUAGAGGUUUCGUUGAAAAGGUACAUGCACUCACAUGCUAACUGCCUGACGGCUUUUGGCUCUUCUGUUUUCAGCAGUAGCUUUUAUGUGUUUGCACUUGAUUUGGAACAGGAGCCUUUGAUACUUGGCGUAAAGAUAGUUUGUCAGGAAACUGUGACUCCUCUCUUAGCUUGUAACAGGGUACUGCAUUAAUACAGCAGUGUAUUAGAUGGUACUUGCCGUAGAAUGUACUGCAAACAUCAAAGUACAGCUGAUCAGCUGCUUGACAGCAUUCCAGCAUUCUGUGGGAAAAUGUGCCACUACUUCUCGUGAUUUAAAUUGUAAUUUCACACUUUGCUUUUCUCAUUUUUACUUAUGUUUUUUGCUUUCACAGCAGAAAUGACACCUUCCUCUCAGAUAACGCUUUGUGUUGUUACACCGGUAGUCUCAGAACCUCGUCAGGUUCACCUCAAGACUUCAUUGAUGUGGUACCAUGUUCACGCCUGUUUCCGUUUUUCUGAAGCUGUGUGCACUCGUCUGUCUGCGUAUAAUGUCAAUUUUCUUUCUUGUACAUUAAAUGAUGCAUUUCAUUCAU
Etheostoma spectabile (orangethroat darter) is the source of this 2849-nucleotide messenger RNA. RefSeq names its product pleckstrin homology domain containing A2 (gene plekha2). The record is from RefSeq and is a predicted model, not a curated record. Bases 339 to 1640 code for a protein of 433 amino acids. The transcript has 12 exons. Lineage: Eukaryota; Metazoa; Chordata; Actinopteri; Perciformes; Percidae.